AUGAUUAAAGAAGCUAGGUCGCCGGCUAUCUUCUUCCACGACGAGGUAGUCGAGGCAGUCGAAGCCCAAGAAUGGUUAGGCAGGGAAGGCGGCAGAUACCAAGGCAAAGAGGAACUCAUGUUCCGAGACUUUCUCGAGACUCUGCUCUUGAGCCCAGUCUACCGCGGCGAAAACUGUUUAGACCACGACGACGAAGGCAUUCCAGACGGACCCUGGAACGACGAGACCGUAGCGACGAGCUUUGCAUUGUUUUGGGCAGAGAAUGACCCCCGUUUUAUGUACCCUCCGCCAAGGAUCGGCGAGCUUUUGAAGGUGGAAAUGUUUGCGAGGGGCAUCUCUCAGACCAAGUUGUUCCCAUUCCUCUGUGGUGGCGUGGGCAAAUGCUUCUUCAUCACUGAAGAUGAGCGAAUGGGAAUGUGUCCGCCUGACACACGACCCGGUGACAUUAUUGUUGCACUAUUCGGAUCCCGUGUACCCUUUGUGGUUCGCCCUGUGAGAAAGGAAACAUAG
Messenger RNA from Ilyonectria robusta, 510 nucleotides. RefSeq lists its product as uncharacterized. The coding region runs from base 1 to 510 and encodes 169 amino acids. The record is from RefSeq and is a predicted model, not a curated record. The transcript has a single exon. NCBI's taxonomy places the organism in Eukaryota, Fungi, Ascomycota, Sordariomycetes, Hypocreales, Nectriaceae.